Molecule: messenger RNA, 2503 nt
Organism: Drosophila ficusphila
Lineage: Eukaryota; Metazoa; Arthropoda; Insecta; Diptera; Drosophilidae
Product: G2/mitotic-specific cyclin-A
Exons: 7
Coding region: 446-1882 (478 amino acids)
Biological process (GO): regulation of cyclin-dependent protein serine/threonine kinase activity; mitotic cell cycle phase transition
Cellular component (GO): cyclin A2-CDK2 complex; cytoplasm; nucleus
Molecular function (GO): cyclin-dependent protein serine/threonine kinase regulator activity
Source: RefSeq, a predicted model, not a curated record
AGAAAUCAAACGAAGCCUCCAAUUGAUUUUCGACCGCGAUCCUCCACAGAAGUACAGAAUUGCUAAAAGUGAAGAGAAGCUGGGUCCGAGCGAGCGUAUCCAAACGAGGAAACAUAUUCCAACGCUCCCGUGACGCGAAACGCUGUAAAAAUUGAAAGUCAAAUGAAUUCUGUAUUAAACUGUGUGUGUGCGUGUAAUUCAAGCGUCAAUUUGAUGAUAAAAUUUGCCUGCGCCCCUGCCAAUGUGUCUGUGCGCUGCUGUUGAGCAUAAGAGCCUGUGAUUGUGUGUGUGUUUGUGCGUGUCGGUGAGAGCGUCGAGCAUAAGAAAACAGCGCAAAACAACAACAACUUUAAGCCAGCGACGCUUAGCGAAAGAGUGGAACAAAGAGAACGGCGCGAGAAGUCACCAUUUUAGUAGACGAAGAAAGUAAGAAAAAGGAGCAAAGAUGUCCAGUUUCCAGAUUCACCAAGACACCAGCAACAAGGAAAACCCGGGCCUUACGAUUCCGGCCGGAGUGAAAAAUGCCAAGCAGCCGUUGGGCGUAAAAUCGGAGAAAAAUGCGCUUGCGCCACGGACUAACUUCGCCGUGCUCAAUAGCAACAACAAUGUGCCGCGUCCGUCAGGAAAAGUGCAAGUCUUACGUGACGUGCGGAACCAUAAUGUGGAUGAAAAUGUGGAGUAUGGGGCCAAAAAAUCGAAUGUGGUGCCGGUGGUGGAGCAGUUCAAGACCUUCUCCGUUUACGAGGACAACUGCGACACCCAGGUGGCGCCACCCGGCAAAUCGCUGGCAUCCUUUGCCGACAAGGAAAACCAAUAUGCCGGCGUUAAGUUCGAUGCGGGGCAAAAGGAUUUUGUCAAUUGCGAUCCGGACGGCACGCCCAUGUCCGUGACUGAGGUCAUAUCACCCAUGUCCGUGGAUCGCUCGAUCCUUGGUGUCAUCCAGUCGAAUGACGACAGUGUCGUGGAAGUGGUAGCCAAGCCCAAGGAGCUUCCGCCGUGCAACGAUCGCCAGCGGUUCUUCGAAGUGGUCCAGUACCAGAUGGACAUACUCGAAAAUUUCCGGGAGAGUGAGAAGAAACACCGCCCGAAGCCAUUGUAUAUGCGCCGGCAGAAGGAUAUUAGCCACAACAUGCGCUCCAUCCUGAUUGACUGGCUGGUUGAGGUGUCCGAGGAGUACAAGCUGGACACGGAGACGCUCUACCUAUCCGUUUUCUAUCUGGAUCGCUUCCUCAGCCUGAUGGCGGUGGUGCGCUCCAAGUUGCAGCUGGUCGGCACAGCAGCCAUGUACAUUGCCUCGAAAUACGAGGAGAUCUAUCCCCCAGAUGUGGGCGAGUUUGUCUUCCUCACCGACGACAGCUACACCAAGGCCCAAGUGCUGCGCAUGGAACAGGUCAUCCUGAAGAUUCUCUCCUUCGAUCUGUGCACACCGACUGCUUAUGUAUUUAUCAACACGUACGCGGUGCUGUGCGACAUGCCCGAGAAGCUGAAAUUCCUGACGCUGUACAUUUCUGAGCUGUCGCUGAUGGAGGGUGAAACCUACUUGCAAUACUUGCCCUCUCUGAUGUCGUCCGCUUCGCUCGCUUUGGCGCGCCACCUUCUCGGCAUGGAGAUGUGGUCGCCGCAGCUGGAGGAGAUUACCACCUACAAGCUGGAGGACCUGAAAACCGUGGUCCUGCAACUCUGCAACACACACAAAAUGGCUAAGGACCUCAACACGCAGGCCAUGCGGGAAAAGUACAAUAGAGACAAGUACAAGAAGGUUGCUGCGAUCGAAUCAAUUAAGCUGACCAAAGAGGACUUUGAUCAGCUUUGCCAGGCCUACAACGCCAAGCAGAACGAGAAUCAGCAGCAAUUCCAAAUCGAACGUGAAUUUGUUUUAUAAGUUUUAAGUGUUUUUCGCCUCUGCCAUGGUCAAAUUGUAUUUUAGUUUAGUGUACCCCCAUGUAGCAUUUCGUAGUUUUAGAUAUAAGUGUAAACACCACACACACUCACAUACACAACGUAGAGGAAAGGCAGUUUGAUGCCAUAAAAAAAAGAGGUCGCAUACGAGCUCUCUGCAGUGAUUGGCCGAUUGGCAAGCUCCCGUAAAAAGUACUGGACAAUUUUAUAUGCGCGCCAUAUGAAAGAUUAGUUUCCAAACCAAGUACUCUUAAUUUGAACCCAGCAUUCACGUCUGUCCACGGUGAGAGCUUGCCACGCCAAGCGUGAGCAGUAGGAACUGCGGCAGUCUUAGUCUAUCCGACCAACAACAACGAAAACCUUACCUAGUUGAUCUGCCCAGGUUACCAAUAUUUUAUUUUCUGUUCUAUCUCUGUUCUCGAUGUAUUUUUAUGUAUUUAUAAAUUGAUUCAUACGGGAUGUAUACAAUGUGUCUUAAGCAGAAACAGCUAGCUUGAAGAACUAUUUUACCUUAACAUAUUUAUACAUAUAAACCAACUAUAUUAGGCCAAGAAUGUUCUGUGAACCACGAUACGAAAUACAUAAGUGAAUUUUACAAAAUAUA